This is a messenger RNA of Ciona intestinalis (vase tunicate), 2647 nucleotides long. Its product is annotated as conserved oligomeric Golgi complex subunit 4. Gene Ontology annotation, cellular component: COG complex. Lineage: Eukaryota; Metazoa; Chordata; Ascidiacea; Phlebobranchia; Cionidae. Gene Ontology annotation, biological process: Golgi organization; retrograde vesicle-mediated transport, Golgi to endoplasmic reticulum. The record is from RefSeq and is a predicted model, not a curated record.
GACAAAAUUCAUUAAUAAGUUUCGUAUUGAAUCUUGUGACUUAGAUUUUUUGUGGUUUAUUGUUGUCGUAUAUUAGCUUCUAAUCUCCAAAAUGGAGUCGGAAUGGCCGUCUUUAGACGACAUUCGCCAAUUAACAACAUCUGAAGAAAUUGAAAAAGCGUUUAAAGAAGUUGAAAGCAGUGAACAACGAUAUACAAACGAAUUAAAUGAGCAACUCGAAAAUAAAUCUGUACUUGACGAACGAAUGGAUAGCUUGAACAAAAUGCUGCCUAAUUUAGACCUUCUACAUUCUGACUCAAAAAACCUCUUUGGGAUAAUUCAAUUUACGUAUACCUUAGCUGAAAACAUAAGCUCAAAAGUACGUUUACUCGAUUUAGCAAAAUCGCAAGUUUUUAAAGCGAUUCAAAGAGUAGACGACGUUUUGGACUUAAAAUUUUGCACAGACGGUGUGAAAACUGCUAUGGAGUCAAACGACUACGAAAAAGCUGCAGCAAACAUACACAGGUAUUUGUGUUUAGACGAAAACGUUAUAAAACAGACUGUACAUGAAGGUACUGAAAGCUCAAGUAUAAAUGCUUCCCUAAAAGUGCUGAAGGAGGCCAGAGUGGCUAUGUCCCAGGUCGUAGCUGAACAGUUUGAUCUUGCCGUGCUAAAUAAUGACCUUACUGGAGUUGAAAGAUUUUUCAAAAUUUUUCCGUUGCUAAAAAUGGAAGACGAAGGCCUUGACAAAUUUUCGCAUUAUUUGUGCCAAGAGAUUGCUAAGAGUUCGAGUGAAAAUUUAAAACAAGCUUUGCAAAUCGAGACUGGCGAUACAAGGUAUAGUUUAAUUUUUGCCGAUGUUUUGACCCUGCUUUUUGAAGGGAUAGCUAGAACUGUAGAAAAGCAGCAACCGUUGGUAGAAACAUAUUAUGGGCCGGGAAAAUUAUUCGUUUUGAUCAAAAACGUCCAAUUAGAGUGCGAUAAACAAACGAAUGUGGUCCUGCAAAAGUUUAAAGAAGUACGCAGCUUUAAGGGUACUGUCCAAAGGGUACAGCAAUCGUUAUUUUCAAGUAAAAAACCUGAAAAUGAGCAAAAAGUUGACCCACGAGACCUGGAGCCACUACUUACAGAAGUUACCAUAAUAAGUUCUCGAACAGAGCUUUAUUUACGGUUUAUAAAGCGAAGAGUCCAAGCUGAUAUAGAAAUCGUUUUCCCCACGAAAGAAAUUAAACAAGAGCGACAAAAAGAGUUGCAAGCGUGGAUCACGAAUUGUGAAUUAAGCCAUUGUAUACAAGAGGUCAUAGGAUACUAUAUUAUAAUGGAGGAAUAUUACAUGCGUGAGUCCAUAGCAAAAGCUAUACAACUCGACAGUUUUGAGCCUGGGAAUUUAACAUCUAGCAUGAUAGAUGAUGUGUUUUAUAUAUUAAAACAGUGCAUUAAAAGGUCCAUGAUGAGUUCUUCGAUAGAUUGUGUUUGCGCUAUGCUAAACCAUGCGACUUCUGUUUUGGACGGUGAGUUCCGUGAUGUUUUGGUUAACCAAGUUAAAAUCGGCUUCCCUUCUGGUGGAAUGUUGGAUAAUAUAAGUUCCGCUUAUACUGUGAUGCAGUCGUCAUUUCAGCACGGAAAACUACAAAGCGUGGACGAGCAGAGCACCGCAACCAGGCAGAAGUUUCUCUGUACUCUAAACAAUGCCGAAGUAGCUAGCGAGCACGUACAGACACUAAAACACAGCUUAGACGCUGAAGUAACCAAGGUAUUCAACCAGCUUACAGAACAAGAAAUGGCCAAAAUGGAAAGCUGUCUUGCAGAUUUAGCUUUGCUGUCCACGAAAUUCAGGAACGUUUUACAAAGUGGUUUAACCGAUUUAAGCGUCUCGCUCAUAAAGCCAGAAAUUAAGCCAUUAGUUUCAAAUUUCUUAUCCGUAAGUCAUAAUAUAAAUGAAGAUGAUCUAACAGAUUACGAGGCCAACGACCCUUGGGUGCAAGAAGUUAUUUUCAACAUACAAGAACUCUUAAACAAAUUCCAGCCAGUACUAUCUCCUAAUAUAUAUGACCAACUGAUCAGUCAUUUAAUAAAUGAAGUAGUAGUGCAACUCGAAAAAGCUAUUUUAAAAAGCACGUUUAACCGUCUCGGAGCUCUCUUUUUUGACAAAGAACUGCGUUCUCUUGUGAGCUACUUAACUUCUACAAGCUCUUGGAGUGUUCGCGACCGUUUUGCAAGAAUGAUGCAGAUAUGUACCAUUUUGAAUUUGGAUAAAGUAUCAGAAAUAGACGAUUACUGGGGACACAACGCGGGUUCCCUAACAUGGCGUUUAACACCUGCAGAAGUCCGUCAAGUUCUGAGUUUGAGACCGGAUUUUAAAUCGGAUGAAAUUCGGCAACUAAAGCUUUAGUGUGCUAAGUUUUUCUAUUUAUUUAUUCCGUAAACAGAAGUUUUAUGUAAAAUAAUUUCAAUAUUAUAUAGUUUUGUGGGUCAGUGCUAUUAGUAUGUUCGGUUUUGUAUAAACUGUUUGCAUUUAAAUUCAAAAUCAAGUUAUAUAAAUAGCUUACUUGAAGUCUACAGAUCUCUUUGCGCCAUUUAAAAAAAAAUUUGUAUCUUAUAAAAAUGCAUACGAAAACCUUUUCGUAAAGUAAUAUAUAUAAUGUAUAUAUAUUGUUAUUUGGUAAAA